Molecule: messenger RNA, 633 nt
Organism: Aegilops tauschii subsp. strangulata
Lineage: Eukaryota; Viridiplantae; Streptophyta; Magnoliopsida; Poales; Poaceae
Source: RefSeq, a predicted model, not a curated record
CGUCCUCUCUUUAAACCCCCCUGCCACUGCGUUACUCGCCUCAUCCAACUCUCUGAGACCAACCAGCCAUGAGCAAGUGGUGGUGCAUCGCCUCCCUCCUGCUGUGCCUCGCGGUGGCGGUGGCGGGCAGGGGCAUGCCUGCUCGCGACGACUGCGAUACUGUUGCUCUUGCUGCCGGUCGCAACGGCCAAGACGGUUCUGGUUUCGGUGAAACCAAGACCGCCUUUGCUGGGAGCAAUGGUGGUGACGGCGGGCUCUUCGGCGGUGCCGUCAACGGUGGCCCUCUCGGCGGGGGCAUCGCCGGCUUUGGCCCGCACGGUGGCUUUGGUGCCGGUGCCGGGCCGUUCGGUGGUUUCGGCGGUGGCUUCGGUGCUGGUGGUGGAGGUGGAGGAGGGGGAGGCGGCGGCGGCGGCGUGAUACCUUGAGGUGGCCGGGACACGAGCGCGUAUGUAAACGUGGUAGUAGCUGUACGUGUGUCCCUGAUUUCAUUUACACGCAUCUGUUAGUGUAAUAAGAAGUCCUUUGAUUAGCUGCGUGAGCAUGCAUGUAUGAGUCAUACGUGUCAUCAUGUCAUUAGCCUCAUCGUGUUCGUAUCUGAUUAGUUAAUGUAUAAAUGAAAGCAUUGGUGUGUGA